Carcharodon carcharias (great white shark) is the source of this 1779-nucleotide messenger RNA. RefSeq names its product sodium- and chloride-dependent neutral and basic amino acid transporter B(0+)-like. Gene Ontology annotation, cellular component: membrane. The transcript has 13 exons. The coding region runs from base 16 to 1779 and encodes 587 amino acids. Lineage: Eukaryota; Metazoa; Chordata; Chondrichthyes; Lamniformes; Lamnidae. Gene Ontology annotation, biological process: sodium ion transmembrane transport. The record is from RefSeq and is a predicted model, not a curated record. Gene Ontology annotation, molecular function: L-proline transmembrane transporter activity.
GACUACUUGCUCUCAAUGAUCGGUUAUGCUGUGGGUCUGGGCAAUGUCUGGAGAUUCCCUUACCUAGCAUACAGAAAUGGAGGAGGUGCGUUUCUUAUUCCCUACAUAGUCAUGUUGGCAUUCGCUGGGCUGCCCCUGUUUUUCUUGGAAUGUUCUAUUGGGCAGUUUGCCAGCCUCGGGCCUGUUGCGGUAUGGAAAGCUGUGCCACUCUUUCAAGGUGUUGGUAUCACAAUGGUCCUUCUGUCAACAUUUGUGACCAUUUACUACAACUGCAUCAUUGGAUACAGCUUGUACUACUUGUUCGUUUCCUUCCAAUCCAUCCUGCCGUGGGCAGACUGCUUCAGUUGGUGGGGUGCAGAUGAAACAUGCAGCAGGACUGUCAAAGAUCCACUCUGCAAUCUCACUCUCAGUGGUGGACAUUUUGAAAUCGUUAAUGAAACAUGGCUGCAUGCAAACAAUGAAACUUGCCCAAAUGGAUCAGAAAUCAAUGUUGUUCACUUCGGUCCAAGUGAGCAAUACUGGGAUAAAGUGACUUUGCAGCGUACAAGCUCAAUCGAUGAGACUGGGGGGAUAGUCUGGUACUUAGCCCUCUGUCUGCUUCUGGCCUGGGUAAUAGUUGGGAUGGCGUUAUCUGGAGGAAUCAGAUCUUCAGGAAAGGUGGUUUAUUUCACUGCAAUAUUCCCUUAUGCGGUUCUGACCAUACUUCUAGUCCGAGGUGCUACUCUGGAGGGAGCCUAUAAAGGAAUUCAAUUCUACAUUGGAACCCAGUCAAACAUCACUAAAUUGGGAGACGCUGAGGUCUGGAAAGAUGCUGCAACACAGAUUUUCUUUUCACUGUCACUCGCUUGGGGAGGCUUAACAGUCCUGUCAUCCUACAACAAGUUCCACAAUAACUGUUAUCUAGAUAGUAUCAUUGUCUGCGUUGUUAAUUGUGCUACAAGUGUGUUUGCUGGAUUUGCCAUCUUCACCAUCCUGGGACACAUGGCUCAUGUACAAGAUAAGCUUGUUUCAGAGGUUGCAAAGUCAGGUUUCGGUUUGGCUUUCAUCGCCUACCCAGAAGCUCUUGCACAGUUGCCAGUGGCACCUUUUUGGUCCAUUUUAUUUUUCUUCAUGUUGGUUACUCUGGGACUCGACAGUCAAUUUGCAAGUGUAGAAAUAGUUAUAACGACGUUGCUGGACCAAUUCCCCAAUUAUCUAAGAGCAAAGCGCUUUUGUUUGACAUAUGGUGUUUGCUUGAUACUUUUUCUCAUGGGCCUUAUAUGUGUAACACAGGCUGGGAUUUACUGGAUCAAUUUAAUUGACCAUUUCAGUGCUGGAUGGGGAGUUCUUGUAGUUGCUAUCAUGGAAUUCACUGGUCUAAGCUGGAUCUACGGCAUGAACAAAUUCAUCAAGGACAUUGAGGUGAUGAUUGGGGAAAAGAAGUGGCUGUUCUGGCUGUGGUGGAGAAUGUGUUGGAUUUUUAUCUCCCCGGUUUUGCUGGUGGUAGUCUUAAUCUGGUCCUUGGUAACAUUCGCUGUUCCAACAUAUGGACCUAUUCCGUACCCUGGCUGGGCAAUAGCACUUGGCUGGUGUAUGAUAACCUUCUGUAUUAUAUGGAUCCCCAUUGUAGCCAUUGUGAAAAUUGUCCAGGCUGGGGGUUCCAACUUAUGGCAGAAAGUUGUUGCAGCCUCCAAGCCAACUCCAGACUGGGGUCCAUUCUUGGAACAACACAGACAGGAAAGAUACAACACUAAUCAUGAUACUUCACGAACUAGUGUAUCUGAAAUGGAAAAACUUUAG